CUAUUCAUCAUAGAUAUCUAAGGUUUUGAUUGAUAAAAUAAUGUAUAAAUAUUUUUCCAGGUAUCAAAAGUACAAAACUAUCUUCACAUAGAAAAUCUUUUAUCUGGAAACCUGUGAUAAAGACUCUAAGUCCAGUUUCAAAAAUGAUGGCCAGCCGUGCAUUAAAUCGUAGUAUAAAUCAAGCAACAAGAAAAAAGAUGCAGAAAAUCAACUCUUAUUGCAUGUUUUAUAACAGAUUUGGACGAUGCAAUAAAGGUAUUAAAUGCGCUUUUGUUCAUGAUCCAAGCAAGAUUGCUGUUUGCACCAGGUUUUUACGUGGGACUUGUAAGAGUGAGAAAUGCUUAUUUUCUCAUGAGAUUAAUCCUGGGAAAAUGGCUCUUUGUUCAUUUUUCUUACAAAAUGCGUGCACAAAAAAAGACUGUCCAUACCUGCAUGAGCAACUUUCCUCUGAUGCUGAAUUGUGCAAAGCCUUUGUUCAAGGCUACUGCCCUAAUGGAAAAACUUGCAAGAAGGCUCACAUUUUGAUUUGCACUAAAUUUUUACGAGGCCAAUGUGAUAAAGGCAAAGACUGUAUUUUCCCUCAUCCCGUGAAGAAAGAAAUAUUAAUAAACCCUAAAUCAUGUUCGGAAGAAAAAGAUGAAUUUCAAUUGGAAACUGUGCUCAGAUACUUUGAGUCAAACCCACAAGAGAGUUUAUCCUUAGUUGUCCCCAGCAGGGUUAAGUCUUUGCCUCAACAACAAGAUUUCAUUUCUCUUGAGAAAAGGUAACAUUUUGUUUUGACGAGAGAUGCUCACCUCACAAAAAAAAAGAAGCUAACAAGGAACUACAAAAAAAAUGCCACCUUAUUCUAUUUUUGAUGUGUCUACUAAUUAAUGUGUUUAUGCAGGAUAGUAAGUUAUAAUUGUUAAGAGAUUCAAAUGUAUUUUCAUAUUUAUUUAUUUACAGAUUUAUUACAUGUGCAGGUUUUCUUUUUAAUAAAGUGAUAUAUCAUUUGA
Parasteatoda tepidariorum (common house spider) is the source of this 995-nucleotide messenger RNA. The record is from RefSeq and is a predicted model, not a curated record. Lineage: Eukaryota; Metazoa; Arthropoda; Arachnida; Araneae; Theridiidae.